GAUGGCGGAGAGUGCGGAACUGAAGAAACCGGUCAAGCUCCAGAAACUCCACCCCAAGGUUAACAGGGGUAUCAGGAAGCACGACCUCAGGAGGAACAAGUAACGACGCUAAGGAACCAAAACUGAAUCUUGCAAAUGGUGAUGAGCCUGCGGGUGUCGGAGCUGCAGGUGCUGCUGGGAUACGCUGGGCGCAACAAACACGGACGAAAGCACGAGCUGUUGACCAAGGCGCUGCACCUGCUAAAGGCCGGCUGCAGCCCCGCCGUGCACAUGAAGGUCAAAGAGCUCUACCGACGACGCUUCCCGGCUAAAAUGGUGUCCCACUCAGAGCUGGCUAUGCCGGGGCCGCACCACCCGGCCUCAGCUGGUGUGGUCGGCGGAGGGGGCGCCGCACUGCCCUCCGGCCUGACACAGCUGGCGUAUGAGGGUCAUGGCGGCGCUCCGUCGCCCGCUGCCUUACUGCCCCUCUCACUGCUCGGCCCAGGGAAGCACGAGCUGACGGGGUUGACGCACCACAUGUCCAGCUCCACGCUGCACCCGGUCCACCCGGAUGUGAAGCUGCAGCGGCUGCCCUUCUACGACCUGCUGGACGAGCUCAUCAAGCCCACCAGUCUAGCAUCAGACAACAGCCAGCGAUUUCAGGAGACGUGUUUUGCCUUUGCAUUAACGCCACAACAAGUCCAGCAGAUCAGCAGCUCGAUGGACAUCUCGGGGACCAAAUGUGAUUUCUCAGUUCAAGUUCAGUUGCGGUUUUGCCUGUCGGAAACGAGCUGUCCUCAGGAAGACCAUUUCCCUCCCAAUCUGUGUGUGAAAGUCAAUGGGAAGCCAUGUAACCUUCCGGGUUAUCUUCCUCCAACCAAAAAUGGCGUAGAGCCCAAGCGGCCGAGCCGGCCCAUCAACAUUACCUCUCUGGUCAGACUGUCCACCACAGUGCCCAACACCAUCGUGGUGUCGUGGACCGCCGAGAUCGGGAGGAGUUACUCCAUGGCAGUUUACUUGGUGAAGCAGCAGUCGUCCACAGUGUUGCUACAGAGACUACGAGCGAAAGGCAUCAGGAACCCGGACCACUCCAGAGCUCUCAUCAAAGAGAAGCUAACAGCAGACCCAGACAGUGAAAUAGCCACGACCAGCCUUCGAGUGUCGCUGCUCUGCCCGCUGGGGAAGAUGCGGCUGAUGAUCCCAUGCCGGGCGCUGACAUGCUCCCACCUGCAGUGCUUUGACGCCACACUGUACAUCCAGAUGAACGAGAAGAAGCCCACCUGGGUGUGUCCUGUCUGCGACAAGAAGGCUCCCUAUGAACACCUCAUCAUCGACGGGCUUUUUGUGGAGAUACUCAACAGCUGCAUGGACUGUGAUGAGAUCCAGUUCAAAGAGGAUGGCAGCUGGGCCCCCAUGAGGUCUAAGAAGGAAGUGCAGGAGGUCUCCUCUGCUUCCUAUAACGGGCUGGACGGUUCAUGUCGGACGUCGACAGGCUCGGAUCAGCGGGGCUCUUCGUCGAACAUCCACAGCGACAGCAGCAAUAGCAAGAAGGUAGAGGUGAUCGACUUGACACUGGACAGCUCCUCAGAAGAUGAGGGCCAGGAUUCACCACCUUCGCCACCGCCGCCACUGCCUCCCCCACCCAAAAGACCGUGUCCCUCCUUGUCCCCGGCCUCGCCGCCACACAACAAAGGGGUGUUGAACCUGCACCACCAGGCCUCUCCUGUCAGCUGCACUCCCAGCAUGCCUGCCGUGGACACCAGCUACAUCCCUCCUGUCCCCCCCCUCAUUCAGGACUACAGACCGUACUACCACACCCCCAACGACCUGUCAGAGUUGAACUUCUUCUCUUUCCUUCAAGGCGACAAUCAUCAGCAUUACAACAUGGUGAUGGCAGCUGCAGCCGCAGCUUCAGCCUCAGAUGACCACGAGCUGCUUCUCAACCGCUUCCUGCCCUACAGCACCUCCACCUCCUCCUCACAGCUGUUUCUCGACCAAUCUGGUGGCUCCUCAGCCCCCUCGCUGACCGUGCCCACCAACGGGGCGAGCAACUCGGGCAGCAGCAGCAGUCUGGUGUCGUCCAGCAGCCUCCGCGACACCCACUCCACACACUCGUCUUCACACUCUUCACACUCCUCACACACACACCCCGUGGUGGUGGCCACCCGGAGCAGCGCUGAGGCAGCAGUGGCAGCGAUUUACGGCGGGAUACCUGACGUUAUAUCAUUGGACUGACGCGAGAAGGGUCAGAACUACACUUUGGGUCCAGCUGAGAUCCAGUAACACACUUCUUUUGACUACAGGGUGAAGUUUUGAUCCAGAAAGUUGACUGGCCCCAGGUCAUCACACUUUGUGGGGUCGUAAUGAGGAGACUGCCUCAACGAGAGCACUAAUAUUAUAUAUUAUAUAAUAUGAACAGAGGGUUCUCUUCCCUAGACUGAGCGGUGGACUUCUGUUUGUGUACUGACUUCAGAUCAGAAACCUGUCCAGCAUGAUAAUGGUACCAACAUGGCACUAACAGCAAAGACUCUACAUGAGAAAAAUCACACGAAGGACGAAGGCUCUUUUCUACAAACCCGGGGAGUUGGCACCGUGUACAGAGAACAAAUAUAUUUUCCUCUUUUACUUUUGUAUGUUAUAUUGGAACAUUUUCAGUCAAGUGAGCUGCUUCGAUUGCUGUUUUCAAUUGGAGGACUGAGGUUUCAUUUUCCUUUAUUCUGACAAAAGCUUUUGCAUAAUGCCUGUUGCCAUGUGGUUGUCUUUUCCUUCUCUUUCUUUUCCUGCUUACAUUUUGUUUUAUUUGCAUUUCUACAAGAUUAACUUAAGUUCCCUGUCUUAUUCUUAACUCAUUUUUAAUGAGUUAAGAUGAAUUUAAAAUGAUGGUUUAUUCUCGUUCCAAUAACAAGAACACUGAAGUUACAGUUUUUUUCAUGUACUAAUAAUUUUAUUAUGCUUUAAGUUAAGUAUGAUAUUUAAACCAUUAUAAAUAUAAAUAUAUAUAUAUAUAUAUAUAUAUAUAUAUAUAUAUAUAUAUAUAUGCAUAUGCAUUCCCUUUGACCUUCAGGUUAUUGCUGUAGGGAGUGAGUAGUAGUAGAAAUCACUCUUUGAUUUCCAACUCCUCACAAAGACUCUGCCGGCAAAGCAUUUAGAAAUGGAUACUUUUAAACUAUUUAUACUUGCAGAUUUAGAGUUUUUAGCUGGAACAGUUUCUAUUGUUUUCCUUUUCUUUUUGCACAAUGCCAAAAACAAGAUAAAGUUCCUGAAUGAAAAUGAUCCUAAUAUUCAGAGUGCAGUUGAAUCAGUGUGCCACAGUGUUCUCCGUCCGAGUGUCCACUUCUUCGGUUUUAGCUGAUGGUUAUUUAGACACUUAAAUGCUGUCAAUUUGUGUCUUGUCUUCUUAGUUUCAUCAUUUUUUUGCUUGACUUUUAAAAAGGUAUUACAUUGAAGGCCGAGCUGUUGUAGCAGCACGGUUCUUUUUGAAGAGACGGUGUCCAUGGCAUGUGACCAACUUUAAACUAGUGCCUGUUUGUGUGCAUGCUUCACAGCGUGGUGGGGAUGUUUUGGGUUUUCAAACUCGAAAGAAUGUCUUUAAUGGUCGCCCGAAACCUCUGCUCUAUCUCUGUAGAAGCUUUUUGUGAAGACUCGUGAUAUGUUUGACAGCCUAGGCGUUAUCUUUGGGAAACUACUUUUUUUGGGAAAGCAUCGAAGUGUGCCCCAGUGAAAGAGGGAGAUGUCAACAUGCCAAUUUAUACACUGGGCACAAAGCCAGCUGGUUUAAAAAUACAUGACCUGCCUGUAAUUUAAAAACUUUAGGAGCACUUUGUGUACGAUGUGGAAGUGUCAAAGCGAGGUGGAGUACCUCGAUUCAGCUGAAAACACAGUUUGCUCAUGAAUGUAGUGUACAAUUGUAAGAAAGGAUACACUUUUGGUGUUUGCUUCCAUUUCAACUUUUAGCAGAUGUAAUCAAGGUGACAUUAGCAGUGACAUACAGUAGUGUCCCCGCCCUGCCCAGUCAGCCCACUCCUCCUCCAGCCUGCGCUUCCUUGUAACGUUCCCCUCUUAUCAGCCUCUCCUCGAUGUUCCACUUUCAGACGUACGAGACAGGCAGCUCACUUCGAAGCCGAGUUAUCCCAACCGGCCACCGGAUAAUCCCUUCUGACAGCAGCCCCCAUCCCCUGUCCCGUCCUUCAGCGUCUCACUGGGAUGACGACCCAAAGUGACCCCCCCACCCACCCCUUCCUCCCUUGCUCUCUCUUUGCAUCUUUAACUUUAUUCCCGGUUAUUCUAAUGGGAACAAACCCCGGCUCUCACACUGACGCGAAACCAGUACUUGUGUAUUUCCAGUGUUGUUCAGUUUUUAAUUUAUUUUCUUAUUUCUAUAUAUUAUAUUUUUUACAAAUGGUUGUUUUCCGUUGGUGAGUGUGAGUAACUUUCACUCGGGAGCUGUUGUGAUAUGAUUUUAUUUAAUAUGCAUUUUAUUAAUAUUCUUUGCCAGCAGUGUAAUCUCUCAAAAUGGUACCAAUGAGUCAUUGGUCAUGUAAAUGCUUCACUGUGACACUUUAUAAUCAGGACAUAAAGCACAUGCUUAAUUAAUACGUGCAUGACUCAUGGUGAUUUAAUGUUUUAAUUAAUUCAGGAUGUGUUAUGAAUUGUGGUUGCUCACCAAGUCACUGAGAGUUAAUGUAAUUAGGUAAUGCUGAAUGAAUUAUCAAUUAGUCCAGUCCAGUUACAUAAAAAAGGCAGUAUUAAUUCUCAUGGAAAUAUCAAGCCAUCUUUUUUUCUUCAAUCAGACAUUGACAUGUUUUUGCAAAAUCCCUGCCAUUGGUGGCAUUUAUCUAAAUUUUGCAAAUUAUAUUUUUCUGUUGUAUUUAUUGGUUUAGACAAUCAAAAAUCAUAUUAAUUAAAUAAACCAUUUCAGAAUCAGAAAUCCUUUAUUAGUCCCACUGCGGGGAAAUCUACUUUUGUUACAACAAAAGUGAUAGACACAAAAGUGGCAUAGCAGAUAAAAAAAAAGAUAUAAUAAUACAGAAUAAGCUAACAUAUUAGUAUAUGGAAGUAAAGCACACAUUAGUUAUGCUGGAAUAAAGUAGGUAAGUAAGCUAAAAAAUUAUGAGCAGCCACUUCAGACCUAAGUGCCAUUUAAAACCCAUUUGUGGCUAAACAUGCACUUUCACAAAUGGGUUUUUCUUAGCUUAGCAAAAAGGUACAUUCUGGAAAUGUAUUAUCAGCCAUGCCAGAGUUUGUAACUGGAUUCCAGAUAAUUUGGUAGCAUAUAAAAUAAUUUGUGAAAAAACAUUGAUCCUUUAAGUGUUAGCUCAUUACGUAAACUCACAGUGACUGUUUCAUGGGAACAACAUGAAUUUGCGUCACAUUCUGUAUAAAUUCAGUCAUCAAAUCAGUACUUGCGUACUAUUUUUGCAUUUAUUUAAAUGUGUGUUUUCACCUUUAUUAUAAAGUGUUACCCUGGCUUUGUACACUGAUGAAGAUGUUGAUCCUUUAGUUUCCUUCUUGUUAGUUUAAAUACAAAUCACCAGUAUUUGGAAGCUUGUUAAGAUGGUCAUAGUUUUCUCAAUCACAAUUUUAUUUAUUUAAACGUAUUCUUCCCUCACGAGACAGUGCAGCACAAGAAGAGAGAGGGCACACCGUGUUGAAUGUGUUUCCGUUGAAGUGAUCCACAUCUGUAUGGGGAUACAGAGAUGCUUCAUAAUGUAAAGUGUCCACAACUCCAUCCUGUGGUGCACAUCUGUUUGUUUCCUUUGGGAGAAGCUGUCCUUUUUUAACUUGGGGAGUUAUUUUGUUGGAAAGUGUUAGAUUGCAAGCAGAAAUGGAUGAGCUCAGGGCUGCCAUAUCAAUCCCUCUACACCAGGAGCCGUAGAUAUAUGAGCGUUGAUUGCAGGAGCUUAUGUGUUGGCUGGUGUUAGGGCACUGGGAAUAACCAGCAUCUGCUCAGUAUAAAGUGAAUGGAAUAAGGCCACUAUAGUUAAUCUCUACAGGCUACAGUGAAGAGAUGCCUCACUUAAGAUAAAAGGGAAAAGUCAACAAUGUGUAUAUUCUGUCUGUGUGGAAACCUGAGAGUUCAGAUCCAAACGUGGGUGUUUGAUGUCCGUUUGUAUGCUUUUUGUGUCAAUUCAGAGCGAGAGAAUAAAUUAAUUUAUAUAUUUUUUGGAAAAUGAAAGCUGUAAUAUUGUUUUUAAAAAAAAGGACUGUGGCCAAUAAAGAGUCUUAAACAACAGAAAUAUUCUCAAAGUCAGACUCAAGUCGACACGUGCACUCACUGCCUUAAAACAUUCACAGGUUCUGUUUCACGGCUCCAAUCCGAGAAAAAUCAUAAAAAGGCUUUUCGAGGAGGGCAAGGAGAAGGCGGUGUACAGUGGACCCUAGUCAGUUUGUACAAAUAUACCAAGUAAAACAAAUAUUUAUUACCUGCAUUGGAAGAAAUUGUUUACUAAUUGAAUGUUACCUGUUUAUGUAGAGAAGUUUAGAUGUAAUAAAAUGCAUUCUGGUA
This is a messenger RNA of Eleginops maclovinus (Patagonian blennie), 6484 nucleotides long. Its product is annotated as E3 SUMO-protein ligase PIAS1-like. Bases 136 to 2214 code for a protein of 692 amino acids. Gene Ontology annotation, molecular function: zinc ion binding; SUMO ligase activity; transcription coregulator activity. Gene Ontology annotation, cellular component: chromatin. Gene Ontology annotation, biological process: protein sumoylation; regulation of transcription by RNA polymerase II. The record is from RefSeq and is a predicted model, not a curated record. NCBI's taxonomy places the organism in Eukaryota, Metazoa, Chordata, Actinopteri, Perciformes, Eleginopidae. The transcript is spliced from 14 exons.